Messenger RNA from Saccostrea echinata, 3563 nucleotides. RefSeq lists its product as uncharacterized. The record is from RefSeq and is a predicted model, not a curated record. The coding region runs from base 283 to 2670 and encodes 795 amino acids. The transcript has 3 exons. NCBI's taxonomy places the organism in Eukaryota, Metazoa, Mollusca, Bivalvia, Ostreida, Ostreidae.
CACCCAGAACACUUUUUUAAAAAUAUCUUUAAAACAAAAUAUAGAAAUCCACUAAUGUAGAUCAUUCGGGAAUGUGCUGUUAUGAAGAGCAAGAGAUACCAUCCCCUGCAAAUAAUAGCUAAACGAUUGUACAAGGUAAGUGAUUAGUGCGCGAUAUAUACUAACGAGGCUGUUACAUUUCCUCUAUACUCAUAAUGAGUAGAUAACGCACUCAGCAUCGCACUUUCAACAGGGCUUGGAUCUCAAAAUCAGGUGUGCAAUACUCCGACAAUUGGUUUGGUCAUGUGGUGGCGAACAACCAUUUAUUUCGUUAUGUUAGGUUGUGUAUGUGGAGAUGAAACAGUUUCUGCUUCGUUGGAGGAAAACACCACAUCAUCCGUUCCAAAGUCUUCUAUGGAAAACGUGGCAUCAACGGUGAAUCUGAUAGCAACACCCACUACCGAAUUUCCCUCCACACAAAAUUUCACACUCUCGCCAUCAACUGAUGUCUUUUUAACACCUUCCUUAACUUCUUCGGAGGAAAGUGUGAUCGGAAUAAAUGGGUCCGUAUUUACAAAAUCAGUAGACGUAUCAAGUCAUGAAAGUUUUUCAAAUUCCCUGGACACUUUAAUGGGUUACGAUGCCAGAUCUACAAACACAUCGCAGCCUGAGGUUUCUGCAUCACCCAAACCGUCACAAUUCGUCAGUGUUGAGCCUUCACUGCUUUAUUCAACCUUUUCUAUUCCAAUGGAAAGCACGACUGAAAAUUUCACAUCUAGUGAAUCUACUCUUUCACCAAGUUCUCUUACAACACACCCAUACAUUUCUAGCAAUGCCUCCAGUUUCUCAGUUAGCAGUUCGAUUUAUCUGUCAUCUAGUGUAACAGAAAAUGUAUCUACCACUACACGGUCCUUGUCAUCAGCUGAUAACUUUACGACGAUCAUCAGACCUGCGUUAUCCUCGGCAUUUACCCUCACAGAAACCGUUCCAUCUCCAUCAUCCAGUGAGGUAGUGCCAUCACUACAAUCUGUGACUACUAGUGUAAUAUCAACCUCUUAUUCUGACAUCGAAUCGAUGACUAUUUUGCCAGUCUCGUCGCAAAAUGACUUAAUUUCCGGAGACAUGGAGACGUUAAGAGACCUAUCAUCUGUUGAAUUUUCUUCAGUAUUUCCAUCAAUAAGUUCUAGUGUUUAUUUAACGUCAUUUCAAAAUUUACAAAAUGAAACUGACUCGAUGGUAAGCUCUUCGCUAACAACUGGCAAUACGAGUUCUUUUCUUCAGGUUGCAACAAAGAUUUCACCACAAACUACGGGUUCCGAUUUGGAAAGUUUUGCAACACAAAUCACCGACACUACUUUCUUAAUUUCCUCAACUUCGCCUGAACGCGCAGACUCGGCAUUUUCGUUUAUUUCUACAGACAUUUAUGCUGGCAAAUCUCAAGCUGCGUCUAGUGUUUUCACUCAAGCUGCUUCUAGUAUCUUAACAUAUCCAAAGGAAUUAAGUACCAAAACAUCCACUGAACCGAAUUCUUUUGGAGAAAUUACUCUCGAGACUCGACCUCCACCAAGCUAUCUAGCUUCUAUUUAUCCAACAUCGAUUCCGCUUUCUUCAUCAAUUCUUAGUCGUGAAUCGGCAUUCCACGGUUUUACACAUUCCAUUUCUACCACUGAAGAUACAUUUGUUCCACAAUCAACAUCCCUCUAUAGCAAAAUAGUGACAUCAAGUUCUGCGUAUAUCACAACCACUGAAUCUAUACCAACAACUCAAAGAACAGAUGGAACAUCUGUAGACUUGGUCACCGCUGAACCUAUAUCGACAACUCAAAGAACAGAUGGAACGUCCGUAUACUUGGUUUUUGUAAACCACACAUUUGAGAUGAUAUUCAAAGGAAACUGUGAGCCACUUGUACAAGACAAGAUUUUGUUAAAAACUUUCUGGGAUCAGUUACAAGAAAAGAUUAUCCACAGACUGAAUUAUCCGAAAAUUUCAGUCAGCGCUUCAAACAUCGCUUGUAAUCCUUUAAGAAUUUCAUUCACACUUUACCAGAUACCUGAGAAAAAUUGCACAUUGGUCUUUAGCUCUUUAAAAGAAUUAGUUAGUUUUGUUGAUAUAAAUGUCACCAUAUUUGGACGAAUAGAACAUUACAAAGCUAUUCAAGUAAAUAUGAGGCCAUCUGUGAAGGACAAGGGUAAAGAUAAACUUGCAGGAUUGGAAGAAAUAGACCUCAUUGUUCUUAUUGCCGCCGGUGCCUUUUGCUUUGUUUUAAUAUCUGCAGGUCUUGUCAUAUGUAUACGAGAAUCUUACAGACGCAAAAGAACGCGAACAUUUGAACUGGCGAACAAAUAUCAAGCAGAGGAUUUUACCCUCACCAAAAUUCCGCGACCUGCAGUUAAUUAUACGGAAAAAGGUGAGGACAUCCACUCUAACGGUCAUAAUAAUGGUGACCCAACUGAUGUAGAAAGAGAAACACUUAUGGACAGUUUACAUCUCCGUGUCAAUUCUAAUGAAAAUGGACUGAUGGUAGGGAUAACUGGGACACUGGAAAGACAGAAGGCCGAGCCCGACUCUUCUCCGACACCGUCAGUCACGGACAGUGAGCACCUGAAAGUUCCACUAGUUUCCAGGAAAGAGGAAACCCUUCAGAGUCAGGAUAACCCUAUCUACUACAUUGAUGAUGAACAUAAUGAAUAAAGAGACACAUAUCUUGCUUAUUAUACUGAUUAUGAAUAUGAUGAAUAGCAAUCCAUCUCUAUGUCAAAGAGGAACAGAAAGUUCUCAUAAAACUGUGGAAAUCGACUUGAUAAUAAGCCUAUUCUAAACCAUUUCAGGAUAUUUACUUAGAAAAUGAAAGUUUUUGAAUGAAGAAGAUGUAAUUUGCAUUAGACAGAUAUACAUAAAACUGUUACCCCCUAUUCUAGCUGAGAUAAAUUGAAUUGUCAGUUUUGGCAUUUUAAUUCAAUAAAUUCAUCAUUUGAAACGAAAAAAUUAAAAUAAUCAUUAUUUAUUUAUUAUUAGAUAUAAGGCCUUGAAAAUUUGGACUUUCCAUAGACUUGAAUAAAAGAUAUUAGUCCCAGAAAACUUGUGAUCUAGAAUUAAACUUUUCCUCCUAUUUUUUCAGAAUAUUGUCAAAACUACCUAGAAAAUAUGAAUAGAAAGAAGGGGGAGUGGCUUAAAAAAAUUAUGCUUACUUUGAUGGAUAAAACAAGAGAUGUUUGGUAAAAAUGGCUGACAGCUGAGCAGAAAUGUCCUUAAUUUAACCUUCAUUUGCAAUGCAUCAUAUAACAUUCCUGUAAAUCAUGAUUAUGUAGCUCCAAGAAGAAAUACUCAUCCAAAAUUAAAAUGGUGUCUAAUUUACAUAGAAAUGAAGAGCAUGAAUGUACGCGUUUUAUGGGAAUAUUAUACAAUAUUGCAAUAUUUUUUUCAUAACCCAUAUCUCCUUUAAGUGUUUAUUGAAUAUUGAUAAACCCGUUAUCUAUAAAUAUGUAUAUAUUAAUAUUUCAAUGCAAUUCUAAUAUGUGCAGGCACAUUUGUUACUUAACAUAAAACACAUAUUUUGAAAUGUUCUCUUUCAUAAAAUAAACCAC